This is a messenger RNA of Trichomonas vaginalis G3, 1131 nucleotides long. RefSeq names its product Ankyrin repeat family. Gene Ontology annotation, molecular function: protein binding. Lineage: Eukaryota; Parabasalia; Trichomonadida; Trichomonadidae. Bases 1 to 1131 code for a protein of 376 amino acids. The transcript has a single exon. The record is from RefSeq and is a predicted model, not a curated record.
AUGCAAAAUGACUUAAUCCCACCAGAAUUCAUUAGUUUAAAUCAUGCUAUUGAGCUCUUAUGGUCACUAACAGAGUCAAAUAGCAGUCAAAUAUUAGAAGAAACGAUCAAAUUCAUCGAACAAAAAGUCAUUACCAUAGUUAGAGUAUUUGAUUUGAUAAGUUGCAUGCAUACAAAGCCAAAUGAAGUCUUAUUUCCAUUCUGUAAGCAACUGGCCAAUCAUUUUUCAAUUUCAUACGCAAAUAUCCCAGUAAGAUCUAGCUAUUUACACGCAUAUUUAUUUUACGAAGGAAUCAUUUAUUCAAAUUCUGAAACAAAUAUUCAUCCAAAAAUGGCAAUAUCAGUUUAUCCAGAAAAUAGUAUCCAAUAUGCAAUUAAAAUGGAUAAUCUUUCAAUGCUACAAGACAUAUGCGAUACCAAUAAGAAUUUCGCACCCGAUCAGGUGAUUAUUUUAUCAAAUGUUCCAAAUUUAUGCAAUCGAGUUACAGUACUUGCUGCUGCGGCAUUUUAUGGAGCAAUUCAAUGCUUUAAGUUCAUGGUUGCUAAAUACCCUUUAAAAAACUCCAUAUAUGAUAAAACAAUGUUCUUAUGCGCAAUAAUUGGAAAUGAUUUCGAAAUCAUAAAUAUUUGCGACCAAAAGCAAAUUGAGAUUGAUAACAUAUUCCUAAGCUAUGCAAUAUACUAUCAUAACAAUCAAAUUGCUUCAUGGUUGAUGGAAAAAUAUAAUUUUACAAUCAAUCUUAUGACAAGCCUAACUACAUUGAAUUUACCAUUUUUCUUUUAUCACCUAUCUCAGUUGAAUAAUAUAAAUGAAAGAACCUCACAAAAUAAAGCAGCUCUCCAAUGUGCUAUCAUUACUGAUAGUAUGGAAGUACUAGACUACCUCUGUAACAACGGUGCUGAUUUAAAUAUGCCUGAUGAGCAUAACAAUCCACCAUUAUUGAUUUCAUUAAUUGCAGAAAAAUACCACAUAUCAAGAUUUCUUAUAGAAAAGGGAGCAAAUAUCGAAUGCGCUUCGAAAUGGAUGGAUUACUUUGCUAAUCGACCGAAAGGUCCGAAACUUAGUCAAAUGUAUAAUUAUAUCUUAGAAAGAAUGCCAAAUAGGACUGAAGAUCCAGCAAAAACAUCAUGA